AUGCCUUACGCCCUUUCUGAUGCCCACAAGAAGUUGGUUUCAUCCCAUCUAAGUGAAUCCGACCCUGAGGUUGAACAAAUCAUCAAGGAUGAGAUUGACAGACAAAAGCACUCUAUUGUGUUGAUCGCCUCUGAAAACUUCACUUCUACCUCUGUCUUCGACGCCUUGGGAACUCCAAUGUGUAACAAGUACUCUGAAGGUUACCCAGGUGCCCGUUACUACGGUGGUAACGAACACAUCGACCGUAUGGAACUAUUGUGUCAAAAGAGAGCCUUAGAAGCUUUCAAUGUUACUCCAGACAAGUGGGGUGUUAACGUUCAAACUCUUUCUGGUUCUCCUGCUAAUUUGCAAGUCUACCAAGCUUUGAUGAAGCCACACGAAAGACUAAUGGGUCUAUACUUGCCAGACGGUGGUCACUUGUCCCACGGUUACCAAACCGACACCAGAAAAAUUUCUGCUGUUUCCACCUACUUCGAAUCUUUCCCUUACAGAGUUGACCCAGCUACUGGUAUUAUCGAUUACGAUACUCUAGAAAAGAAUGCUAUCUUGUACAGACCUAAGAUCUUGGUUGCUGGUACAUCCGCUUACUGUCGUUUGAUUGACUACAAGAGAAUGAGAGAAAUCGCUGACAAGGUCGGCGCUUAUUUGAUGGUUGAUAUGGCUCACAUUUCUGGUCUAAUUGCUGCUGGUGUCAUUCCAUCUCCAUUUGAAUAUGCUGACAUUGUCACCACCACCACUCACAAGUCUUUGAGAGGUCCACGUGGUGCCAUGAUCUUCUUCAGAAGAGGUGUCAGAUCUGUUAACCCAAAGACCGGUAAGGAAGUUUUGUAUGACUUGGAAAAUCCAAUCAACUUCUCUGUUUUCCCAGGUCACCAAGGUGGUCCUCACAACCACACCAUCUCUGCUUUGGCCACUGCCUUGAAGCAAGCUAACACCCCUGAAUUCAGAGAAUACCAAGAACAAGUUUUGAAGAACGCUAAGGUUUUGGAACAAGAAUUCAACAAGUUGGGCUACAGAUUGGUCUCCGACGGUACUGAUUCUCACAUGGUUUUGGUUUCUUUGAGAGAAAAGGGUGUCGACGGUGCUCGUGUCGAAUACGUCUGUGAAAAGAUGAACAUUGCUUUGAACAAGAACUCUAUCCCAGGUGACAAAUCCGCUCUAGUUCCAGGUGGUGUUCGUAUUGGUGCUCCAGCAAUGACCACAAGAGGUUUGGGUGAGCAAGAUUUCGCUAAGAUUGUUGAAUACAUUGACAAGGCUGUUCAAAUUGCUAGCGCUGUUCAACAAUCUUUGCCAAAGGAAGCUAACAGACUAAAGGACUUCAAGGCCAAGAUCAACGAAGGUAACCAGGAGGUCGAUCAACUAAAGAACGAAAUCUACAACUGGACUGGUGAAUUUCCAUUGCCAGUGUAA
Messenger RNA from Lachancea fermentati, 1410 nucleotides. NCBI's taxonomy places the organism in Eukaryota, Fungi, Ascomycota, Saccharomycetes, Saccharomycetales, Saccharomycetaceae. The record is from the annotation of a GenBank genome assembly.